AUAUGAGCUAGGUAGAUGAAUGCAGGAAAAAUAGCAUCGCUCCAUUCGGUAUCCAGAAAUAGAUUUUCAAUUCUUCCAUGGCUGAAGAUGAUUAUUGUACAAUUUUUGACAUCUUCAUAUAUAGGUCGUCAACAUGCAACCAUUACCCUACUUCUUCAUUGAGGCUCUCGAACAUCGAAAAAGGUCAAUUUUAUAGUCCCUCCCCCUCCGCGUCGUCGUUAGAUUGUUGUCUCUUCCUAAUUCAACGUCUAUCACCCACACACCCACUCAUUUACUCGAGGUCAAGCUGGACUUGAUUUGAACCGACAUUCAUUAAUUUUAUCUGUCCCCGGUCUCGCCAAUCACGCACGCUACUAACCCCAGUCGCUCAUCGCAAUAUCACGCACUUAGACCGGACUCAACUCUCACCCACCCCACUAUUAUCUAUUAUAUACUGCUGGUACAGUACAAAUGUCAACACAAACCCCCAACGCUCAAUCAUCAACUAGAACGACGAACGUCAACAUGGCUGUCGCUCAACCUAAAGCAAAGGUUCCCAAAGCUGCCCCAGCUACAAAAGGAAAGAUGCAAAUGCAUAGGCGAUCAAGGACAGGUUCGUUCGACUUUAAUUUAUCUCAAUUCGCCAUCCUUUCCUUGAUACUCGUCGUCGUCGGACUUUAUAUACUGACCCUAGCUAUCAAGGUUGUUACACAUGUAGAUUAAGAAGAAAGAAGUGUGAUGAAGGCGCCAUAGCCUGUAGUGCUUGUAAGCAUCUCGGUUUACGAUGUGAAUACAAGAGACCCGGAUGGUGGGGAAACAAUGAGUUGCGCCGCCAACAAAAAGAAGUUAUCAAGACCAUCAUCAAGAGAAAGAAGCUUACCGAGAAGACCACCGCAUCAUCUCAAGCUCAGUCACAACAAGUUAUGGCAUCAAGUAUCGAUACCCCUCCCGGACUUUCACACUCUCUUCCUACCUCCGCAACUUAUUCCGAUUCCUUGGACCGCAAUCGAUCAUCGUCAAUCGAUUCUCAAUUAUCCCUCUUUGAUUUCAAUGUUCCUCCAAUGGUCGAUUACACUACCUACAACACGCAAAUGCAUUCAUCGCAUGCUCAGUACGCAACAAUGUACCCUGAAUACUCACCAUAUGAAAUCGAUGUAAAGACGGAACGACAGAUGUUUGUUAAUGAUGUUCCUACUCAUCGCGAAUCAACCAUUUCGACCUUUAGCACGUUCCACCCACCACCGCCACCCAAUUCCUUGCUACCAUCCUUCCCUAUUGAUCACGAGUGGGAUACCGUCUACAAUGAGCGUCAUGAGGUUCUGGCAGAAGAAGCAUUGAACAUGAAUCUUUUCGACUUUUCACACGGUCCACCAUCUACAUAUAGACAAGUUGCUAUUGAAUUGGACGAGAGUGAUCAAAGACUCCUCGAUCACUUUGUCUCCGAUGUUUUACCUACCAUAUUCCCAAUUCUUGAAACUAAUCAACAUGGUUCCGCACGAACAGAUUACAUCCUCCCAGCACUCCAGAGCAACAAAUGCUACUUACAUUGCUGUCUUAGCAUUUCUGCUCAACACUUCAAAUCCACCAUGAAUAUUCAAGGUGAUCAAAUCGAUAACGAUAUCAUGCGUCACCGUUACGCAACUAUCUCUGAACUCUGCGACGCUCUCAACCGCGACACAGAUCACGUAUCGAUAUUGGAAGCUACUUUGGGAAUGAUCUUCUUUCAAUGCUCAGUAGGUCGAUUUGACGACUCUCUACCAGACAUUCCAUGGCACCAACAUUUCCAAGCUGCCAUUUCUCUUGUUCAAAAACUUGAAUUACCUCGUCUAGUCGCCGAAUCGCAUGAUCUGAUGUCCUUCAACAUGACUCUGACUGCUUGGAUUGAUAUCCUCGGUUCCACCAUGCAAGGCCGUGCACCAACAUUCGCUCACACUUACAGAGAAAAGCACUUGUCGCAAACCAACUCAUCUUUGGGAUUGAGAGAGCUCAUGGGCUGUGAAGAUCGCGUGUUAUAUCUCAUCUCCGAAAUCGCUUGCUUAGAAGCUCUCAAGAAUGAUGGCAUGGAUGACAUUCAGCUUUGCCAACAUGUUCAUGCUUUAGGUGAUCAAAUCGGUCUCACGGAGAUUGGUGAAAUGGGACCAAGAUUCCCAUAUAAUGCCCAUGGUGUUCUGAGCCCAAAGCAAUUGAGCAGAAAUAUGACGGCCGCUUUCCGUCUCGCCGCUCGUAUCUACCUUUGCAGUCUCGUUCCCGGUUUCUCCCCAACUCAAGAUAGCUGUGUUGGUUUGGUUGCAAAACUGACUCAAGCUCUUGAAUUCAUCCCAGCCGGACCCAUCGGUUUUGACCGCAGUCUCGUAUGGGUUUAUCUCAUUGGAGGAUCCGUCAGUACUGCCAACUCACCCUUCCGUCAUCAUUUUGCCGAUCGUCUCGCUGCUCUUGGAGAUCUUGCCAACCAAGGAAGUUUCGGUCGCGUAACCACCCUUCUCCAAGAAGUUUGGUCACAUGUCGAUGGACGAUACAGCCCUGGUGGUGGUGAUGCACAUUAUGUCUCCUGGAGAGACGUUAUGCAGAUGAAGGGCUGGGAUUUCUUGUUGAUCUAGAUUCCUAGCUUGAGGAUCUUUCACUGGUUUGGAAGAUUUACCAAAACUUCAUUUUCGCAGUGCUACGAUACAGAUAAAUGUACUGUAUCGUAAUCAUCACGCCGGGCAUUGAGCCCAUCCUCAUGGACCUAGCUCUUACUAGAACCAAGAGAAGACGAGACUUUAUGAGACAUCGAGGAUUAUGGAUAGCAACAUGAGCUAUGAGAACGAGAUACGGUGUCAAGAGUUAAGAAUUAUUGAGAUCAACGAUAUGAUUGAUAGCACUGCACGAGGAAUUAUACAAAGAUCACAACGAGAAGACGCGAGAUGCAUAGCAAGGAUUUAAGGUUUUCAUUCUAAUUUUACAUACGGGAUACUCACUGCAUUAUCAUUAUCAUUAUCAUCAUUCAGUAUACCCCAUUCCCUUACAACGGCGUUACGGCACUUUAAGAAAGAUAUAUUUGGAAUCACGAGGUUAUUGAACGGAGGCGGGGGGCAAAGGGGGUCAAACAAUCGGAGAGGAGGAAAUACCAACACUAGCACUAGGCGUUCAGCGGCAUUUUGAUUUUUUUUAUUACUACAUACCAUUUGGUCGCUUCGCGUCCAAUACUUACUUAGCUUUCUAUCAUUGAUGUAUAUUAUUUAACCAGUGGAAUUUCGGGAGCGAGAAGAAAUGGAGGCUUCUAUCUCGAUUCCACAUCGUGUUUCUAUACCCUUUUUCGGGGAAAGGGGAAGGGGUUUGAAGAAGCUUCUAUCUAGGCUUGGAUUUAUUGGCAUGUUUAUAGUGUUGUAUAGGGCUUUUUUGAAUAUGGGUUGAGCGCUCACGCUGCUCCCCGAUUGA
Messenger RNA from Sclerotinia trifoliorum, 3396 nucleotides. NCBI's taxonomy places the organism in Eukaryota, Fungi, Ascomycota, Leotiomycetes, Helotiales, Sclerotiniaceae. The record is from the annotation of a GenBank genome assembly.